UACUCAUAUUAAAGAUAAACGUUAAAUAUGUGACAUGUCCACACAAAAACAAAAUCUUCUAUGGUUCUGUCUUUAAUGGCUUUGGUGAUAGGAGCAUGGACAUAUUUCUUCAUUGCAAUUAUGUCAGUUGCAGCAUCAAAAUCAUCACCACUACAACUAGAGAAAGAAGCACAAGCUCUUGUUAACAGUGGUUGGUGGAAUGACUUCACCAACCAUGCUCCAACUCGUUGUCAAUGGCCAGGUAUAACAUGCAACAAUGAAGGAAGCAUUACAAACAUUUCAUUGCCACCUGAAAUUCAAUUAGGAGACAAGUUUGGUAAAUUCCAUUUCUCAUCUUUCACAAACCUUGUUCACCUUAAUUUAGCUUCACAUGGAAUCAUUGGUAACAUUCCAUUUGAACUAGCUACUCUUUCCAAACUCAUUUUUCUUGACGUUUCUUCUAAUGAUAUUGAGGGUCAUAUACCAUCAAAUAUUUGGAGUCUAAAAAAUUUGAUAACCCUUAACCUUUCUAGAAACAAGCUUAAUGGUUCAAUUCCAUCUUCUAUAGGUCAGUUGACUAAGUUGACUUUUUUACAUCUUGAUGCUAAUAUGUUUAGUGGGUCUAUUCCUCUAGAGAUAGGAAGGUUGCAAAAUUUGAUCCAUUUGGAUUUGAGUCAUAAUAGUUUUUUUGGUCUAAUACCUAUUGAGAUUGGUUCAUUGAAAAGUUUGAAGUAUUUAUCUCUUAGUAUAAACAAUUUGAGUGGCUCUAUACCAUUAGAAAUAGGGAAUUUGAACAACCUUCUAUAUCUUGAUCUUAGUGAUAACAAUCUUGGUGGUGAAUCACUUUCUUUUUUGUACAAUUUGAUAAAUUUGAUUGAGCUAAAUUUGUCCAGAAAUAAUAUUUCUUCUAUCAUGUCACAUGAGCUUGUAAAAUGGACACAAUUGGAGCAUAUGAAAAUUUCAGACAACAAAUUUUUUGGUGUAAUACCUUCUGAGAUAAGAAAAUUGUCCAAACUGUUGGUUCUAGACUUUUCUAGAAACAUGUUUUAUGGAGAUAUUCCAACUAGUCUUUCAAAUUGCUCUAACUUGAAAGUGUUAAAUUUGAGCCAUAACAAUAUAACAGGAAGCAUUCCCUCUCAUAUUGGUGAGCUUGUUAACCUUGAUUUAAUUGAUCUAAGUCAUAACUUAUUAAGUGGUGAAAUACCUUAUCAACUUGGGAAUGUGAAAUACACAAGAGUAUUGGAUCUUAGUCAUAAUCACCUCAUUGGUACCAUUCCAAGUUCAUUAGUAUUGUUGAGGAACAUUGACUUGUCCUAUAAUUCUCUUGAGGGUAAGAUUCCUUCUAGUCUCCAAGAUACUGUCGCGCCGAACGCGUUUAUUGGAAAUGAGUUUUUGUGCAACCAAUUUAGAUAUUCAACUACUUGUUACUCCUCUCCUACCAAAACAAACACUAGACUCAAGACUCAUAUGAAGAUUUUCAUUCCACUCAUAUCUUUUCUUGCUCUUCUAUGCUCUUUGUAUGUGUUCCUAUGUUGGUGUAAGGCUUGUAGUUUCAUUUCAAGAACACAAACUACGAAGAAUGGUGACUUUUUUUCAAUAUGGAACUAUGAUGGUAAAAUUGCUUAUGAAGAUAUAAUUGAAGCAACAGAGAAUUUUGACAUCAAAUAUUGCAUAGGCGUUGGUGGUUAUGGUAGUGUUUAUAAAGCAAAUCUACCUAGUGGUAGAGUAGUGGCAUUGAAGAAACUCCACAAUUUAGAAGCUAAUGAACCAUUGAUUAGAAAGAUUUUCAAGAAUGAGGUGAGAAUGUUGACAAAGAUAAGGCAUAGAAAUAUUUUGAAGCUUUAUGGUUUUUGCUUGCACAAUAGAUGCAUGUUCUUGGUUUUGGAAUAUAUGGAAAAGGGAAGCUUGUAUUGUGUUCUACGCAAUGAUGUUGAAGCAGUGGAAUUGGAUUGGUGUAAAAGGGUUGAGAUUGUGAAAGGAAUUGCAAAUAGCUUAUCUUACCUUCAUUAUGAUUGCGAGCCAGCAAUUAUUCACAGAGAUGUGACUACCAAAAAUGUUCUCUUGAACUCAGAAAUGGAAGCUUGUCUUUCUGAUUUUGGCAUAGCUAGACUUCGAAAUUCUAGUUCGUCGAACCGGACAGUCCUUGCAGGCACAUAUGGAUAUAUUGCACCAGAACUUGCUUAUACUGACAGUGUCACAGAGAAAUGUGAUGUAUACAGCUUUGGAGUGGUUGCUCUUGAAAUUAUAAUGGGAAAGCAUCCUGGAGAACUUGUUUCAUCAUUAAGAUUUUCAUCCACUAGGAACAUUCUCCUUAAAGAUUUAAUAGACAAGAGACUAAUAGCAACUAUAAAUCAACAAUCUGCUCAGAGUUUAAGCCUUAUAGCAACACUAGCCUUUGAAUGUGUUCAUUCUCAGCCAAGGUGUAGACCAACAAUGCAAAUAGUGUGUGACAAACUUGUCACAGGAAAGCCCUCACUAACUAAACCUUUUGAAGAAGUUUCAAUAAGGAUGAUGUUAAAUUAGGAGUUAUAACUUAUGUAGUACCAAUACAUAAUAUUGAAAGUGUGUUUGUUUUUCGACUUCUAUUAAAUAAUGGUCACGGUCGAGGUCGCGUUAAGGAUUUCUAGAUUUUGGUGGUUAUACGUUAAGGAUUGUGAUUGUCGCGGUGUAAAUUAAUCGUAACAUAGCACAAAUCUUGUUAAAAUCAUUUAUACUAUUUGAUAAUAUGAUAUAA
Medicago truncatula (barrel medic) is the source of this 2713-nucleotide messenger RNA. Its product is annotated as MDIS1-interacting receptor like kinase 2. Gene Ontology annotation, molecular function: protein kinase activity; protein binding; ATP binding. Gene Ontology annotation, biological process: protein phosphorylation. The transcript has 2 exons. The record is from RefSeq and is a predicted model, not a curated record. The coding region runs from base 61 to 2502 and encodes 813 amino acids. NCBI's taxonomy places the organism in Eukaryota, Viridiplantae, Streptophyta, Magnoliopsida, Fabales, Fabaceae.